AUCGGUCAUCACGAGUCCGCAGGCGCUCGGCGGCGCCUUCAUGAAGAGGACAGGAGCAUCUUUACCCGCUUCUGCAACAGUUCAUCAAACAUUUCCUCUCGGGCUUGUCUCCACGACUACUUGUCUGCACAGCUUGGAUCCGUAAAACGCGCUCGAGGAUUAAAAACGACCGAAACAAGAAGAAAAUCCAGCGCUUUAAUAAGAGACUCAGAUACAGGAGGAUGAAGUUAUCAUACAUUUUUCUCCUGCUGAAUUUCUUACCAUUGUACGACUGUAAUGAUUCAGCGCAGGGUUGCAUGGAUAAGCACCGGGUGAUGGGCGUGCUGCGUCAGAUGGAGAAGUUUCUCAAAGGACAGGAGGUCCGAUUCACGGAAGGCCUUCGCAUUAUGAAGUCCAAGCUCACCAACCUCCAAAACUCACUGUCCAAGCUCCCGCAAGCGGACCAGUCCUCACCCCAAUCCUCGUGUCCACCUCUGGUGGCGCCGGCCCACGGGAAGAAGUUCGGCUCAAAGUACUUGGUGGGUCACGAGGUCCAUUUCACAUGUUCUCAGGGUUAUCGUAUGACAGGAGCGGGAACACGCGUGUGCCAGGAGAACGGUACCUGGAGCGGAGUCAGCGUCGCAUGUAAAGAUGUGAGCGUGUGCUCCAGUAACCCGUGUCAGAACGGCGGCACCUGUGUGGAGACUCUGAACCAGUACAAGUGCACCUGUCCACACAACUGGAGCGGCAGUCAGUGUCAGUACCAGACGCAGACAGCGCCUCCGGAGUGGAGCGUCAUGAACGACCCGGCCUUCAGCCGCAAGCCUCGCUGUGCCAAAGUGGACCGAGCUCAGCACUGCAGCUGCGACGCCGGCUUCCACAUGAGCGGCACCUCGGACAACAGCAUCUGUCAGGAUGUGAAUGAAUGCGAGGUGUAUAAGGCUGACCGUGGAGGGCCUCUGUGUGGCCAUGCCUGUGUAAACGUCCCGGGAUCGUACCACUGCUCCUGUCCCACCGGAUACAAGCUGCUCGCCGAUUCAAGAAGCUGUGAGGAUGUGGAUGAAUGUCUUACACAACAGCACAACUGCAGCCGUGGCACCACCUGUAUCAACACCGGAGGAGCUUUCCAGUGCGUUAACCCCGAGUGUCCGCGCUCGCACGGCAACGUCAGCUACGUCAAGACAUCACCUUUCCAGUGUGAAAGGAAUCCCUGUCCCAUGGAGAGCCGCUCCUGUCCGUUUGCGGCCAAGACCAUUUCUUACCACUACCUGUCUCUGCCGUCCAACCUGCGCACCCCGGCCACGCUCUUCCGCAUGGCCACCGCGACGGCCCCGGGUCGGCCCGGUCCGGACAGCCUCCGCUUCCGCAUCGCGGGAGGAGGCGAGGCCCGCAGCCUGUUCGUGAUGCAGCGCUCCGACCGUCAGACCGGAGAGCUGAUCCUGGUCCAGCCGCUGCGAGGCCCUCAGGAGCUCAGCGUGGAGGUGGAGAUGUCCGAAUACGCCGAGCGCAGCUUCCAAGCCAAACAUCUGGCCCGGGUCCACCUUCUGAUUUCACCCCACGAGUUCUGAAGAGGCCGGUCCGCGUCUAAACUCGCUGUUGACGUUUAGACUUGAAGAGGAAAGAAUGGUUUCCUUAUUGCUAAAGCUGAAUGAUAGAGUUGUUCUCAGAUGUGGCAGGAAUAGCGCGACACUAAGAUACGGAAAGCACAGCGAAAAAGCAUGCUUAGGUGGAAGUGAAGUUAUGAUUUUUUAAAAUUUUAUUAUGUAAUAACUCAGCCUGUCGGUGCAUUUGUGGUUAAAGGUAAGGUGUCAUUUUUUUCUGAGCUAAAAACAUUUUUAAGCACUCGUGUUCAUUUAAUUAAAUCGCAUCCAUUUAAAGUUUAAUCAUCACAUUAAGCUAUUUUAUUCCACUUUUUCCAUCCACAAAUUUAAGUGAUUUUAAAAUGAUCGUUAAUAUUUUUGCUAUACCGUUUAAAGGAAAACGCUUUUUGUUUUUCCCUAUUUCACCAUGUUUAAUAUUAACAUUAUCACAUUAAUAUCGUGAAUUUAUAAGCCACUGAACACUUCGACCUCGGCGCAGUAAUAUCAUCGCUCACCCGCGAUAGUUUUCGAAAGCGGUGAUAUUACUGCGCCGCGGUCGAUGUGUUCUUCCGCCAUACGAUAUAGUUAUCAUCUUUUAUCCGCUUAGAAAACCGCCGUGUUUUAGCUUGUGUCGCCAUACUCACCCGUGUAAGUACUAGUGUAACCGUCUUUAAAUAAGGAAAACAUGGAAGUGUUUGGUGGCUUGUAAAUUCGUGUCUGUUUGGUACCGAAGGUAUGAAUGGGAUAAACCAACCGGUAAAAUGGCGCCGCGCGUGGGAGAUAAUAAUUUCACUCACUAAAACGAGAGCGAUAUGUAACUCAUCUAAGUUGAGGGAAGAGCAUAUUGAAAUAUGGAAAAACGUUAAAAUUCUAAAUUUUUUUUUACCUCAAAUUUAAACUUGACGCUUUUUACUGUUUGGGGGCGGGGCUACCUGUUUUUUUACUAGUUACGUCACAACUAUUGUCACCCUUGACCUUUGACAAGACAUUUUACAAAUCUCAUUCAGAAAUUACAGUACUAGCUAAACGUGAAACAAUCUAGGUCGUUUCUCUUCAAUGCGUUUAGCAAUAUAGGUGGAAAAUAGUAAAGUGUAUAAUGGAGGCUGCUAAUGCUAGCAAUUAACUACCCAGCGGCUUUAUGAUUGGUUCGAUCGAAGUCUAAAGACACAAGCUGAUGAACAGAGCACAAAGUUGUACUUUUUAUUUCCUUCUGCUUCGUUACGUGGUUAAUUUCGGCUUGUAAAUACGCUCUGCCGUCAAUCAGCUGUGUUUGAAUAGACUCAAAUGAACAACAGCAACAUUUAGCAUCUACUUACAGAGAAGUGCCUGCAGUUUGGUGGAGAAGAAGAACAACUAAGUCUGAACCUGCAAUUUUUGUCCUUUUGCAUUUGAAUGCGAUAUAUUGCUUGGUUCGGUAUCUAAUACUCAAAUCAACGGCUGUUUCACACAUUAUUGCAUUCGAUUUCUGUCUUGCACACACAUGUCGAAUGUUUCUUAAUUAAAGUCAGAAAUUCACUUUU
This is a messenger RNA of Puntigrus tetrazona (Sumatra barb), 3079 nucleotides long. RefSeq names its product fibulin-7. Lineage: Eukaryota; Metazoa; Chordata; Actinopteri; Cypriniformes; Cyprinidae. The record is from RefSeq and is a predicted model, not a curated record. The coding region runs from base 222 to 1547 and encodes 441 amino acids. The transcript is spliced from 8 exons. Gene Ontology annotation, molecular function: calcium ion binding.